AGCGUGCCCGCGUCUGGCGCUGUCAGCGCGACGCGCCGCGACGGGAGCGCCGGCAUCUCGUGCCAUUCGUGCGCCUCCUCGCAGCGCCGUCCUUCCUCACCGCCACACCCACGCCUCCUCCGCGCGAGCCCCUCCUCGGCGCACAUGACCUCUCCGGCGCCGGCCAGCGCACCCAGCGCGCCCGGCGCGUCGCUGCGCAAGCGCGGCCAUGCGCGCCGCACCUGCCUCGAGUGCCGCGCCAAGCGCACGCGCUGCGACCUGCCCGACGCCAACGUGCCCUUCUCCAACGUCGCGCUGCCGCCGGAGCGCAUGUGCCACCGCUGCAAGAUGCUCGGCGUCAGCUGCAUCGUCAGCGAGGACGGCCUGAAGCGCAAGAAGCCGGCUGAUGCCGCCGCGGCGGGCGACGAGAGCCUCGAUGCCAGCACGAGUGCCAGCGGCAGCGCGCCGCCGCCGCCGCGCAAGGCGCCCGGCUCGGCCAAGAAGGCUCGCACAUCCACCGAUGCCAAGGCGGCGGAGCGGCGCGUGCCUGGCCCGGGAUCGGCCACGUCUCCUCAGGGCCCAGCUGCGGCGCUCGGCGACGGCGCGAGCAACUACAACGGCGCGCUGUGGAGCCGCAACUUCAGCCUCUUCCAGGACCUGCCAGCGCAGAGCGAGCACGAGGCGCUCGACUCGCCGCGCUCCAAUGGCCACACCCGCGGCCACAGCAGCCUCACGCAGGGCGGCGAGGCGGGCUCGUAUGCCGGCGCCUCGGGCUCGGGUCAGCUCGGCCACUACAACGACAACAACUCGCCGAGCGACGCCUCGCCUGCCGCGACGCACGACGGCGCGCCGCUGCUGCAGCAGGAGAAACUGAAGAGCGCAGGUCUCUUUGCGCGCAGGCCGUUUGCUCUCCUCAGUGAGCUGCUGCUGCACCACCAGGGCUUCGCGGAGGGCAUCAGCAGUGUCGGCAGCAAGACGUGCCCGCGAGACGUGUUGGAUGUGGUGGAUGCGCGCACGGCCGAGGUCAUUGAAGCACGUGCACUGCCCCACUUGCUCUACUUCCCUGCCCUGCCGACACUCAAGGAGCUGCGCCGCAGCUACAGCAAGGCGGCGACGCUCUCCGCCGGCCUCCUCCUCUCCACGCUCUACCUGCUGUCGCUGCCCGUCUCGCUCGCCGGCUCCCUCUCGCCGCCUCUGCACGCCCUCGUGGCGCGUGACGCCGCGUCAGUGCUGUCCUCUGCGCCGCGCGACCUGCGCGCCGUCGCAGCGCUCGAGCUGCUGGCAGCACACCUGCCGAUGGCCCUCUCGCAAGCCCCGCCCGCUCGCGGCUCGCUGCGACGGCCCGGCGCACGCUUCUCCGGCGAAGGCUUCCUGUCGACUGCGAUUACAAUCGCCAUGGCGCUCGGCCUCGACGACGCGCCGCGAGAUGUGCUGCGCCUGCGCGAGCGUCUCUCGCGCCUGCACUCUAGCGAGACGGCCCUGCGGGAGGCUCUCGAGAACGACCUGCGCGGCGCUGAGGAGGAUGCGACGCAGUGGUACUCUCUGCACGUCCUGCGCUGCCACUCCGCCUGGUCCGAUCCAUGCGUCCGCUGUCCGCCGAUCGCAUCGCCUGGCAUUCAGGUCGCCUCGAUUCUCACAGAGUGCGGGCGGGUGCCAGAGGACAGUGCCGAGUCUGCGGAGCUGCGCUUUGCCGGACGGACUGGCCUGGCGUGCCGCCUCACGCAGCUCGAGGCUGUGCAUGCCUCCUGGCAGAACGUCAAUGAGGAGACCGCGCGGGCCGAGCACGAAGUGUUCGAGGCGCGGCAGGCUGGACGACGCCCUCACCGAGAGUACUCGAGCGUCGUCGGCGAUGCGCUCACCGCCUUCACCAAGAUCGCGGACCGACUAGACGCGGAUCGAUCGCGCCGCAUGCUCCCGCUUCGCUCGCAUCCGCUCGUUGACCGGCUCAUCGACUGGAUCGAGAUGGAGGUCAACCUGGCCAAGGCGCUGCUGCUGAACCACGGCUUUACGCGCGUGCUGCUGGGCCCCGACGGCUGGCACCACAUCCCGCCAGAGACGCGGCGCCGCAUGACGCAGUCCGAGGUCAACGCUGUCCGCAUCAUCGCCAGCAUUCGCGACACGCCGACGAUCCUGCAGUUUGCGCAGGUGUGGGGCACCCAAGGACAGGACACCAACGAGAAGGCGCUCGUCGCUCUGCUGGGUUGCUGUGCUCCCUUCAAGCGCGGCAAUCUGAAGCGCGGUGCAGGCGGCGAUGCGUUGGCGCACACCGUCGGGCUGCCAGUGCUUCUCAUGUGCGCCGCCGCCGUCGACACUGCCAAGUCGUGCACCGAGUCGCAGGCGGCGACGAUCGUCGGCUGGCGCAGCACGAGCCCGCGACACGACAGCCUGGUGGUCAUCAUGCGCCAGGUCGAGGCGUGCAUGCACGAUGCAGUCUCGCACGGCGACGGCAGUGCGCCGAGUAUCGAGGCCCGCGUGCGCGAGGGCAACCUGCUCGCCACGAGCGGCAUCCUCGUCGGCUCCAUGGCCAACGCGAUGGAGGAGUGGAAGAGCAUCCUCUCGCGGCGCAAGCAUCUGCGUGCCGACUCGCCGCCGCCGGAGCACUCUGCAGUGUCGGCGAUGCUCGAGCUCGGUGGCGGCUCGGCGCAGGCAGCCGAGCCGAAGCAGCAAGGCCAGGCGGAUCAGCCGCCUGCACCCUAUCAACAGCCCGCAGCGCACUACAACUACCAAUCGCCACAGCAGUAUGCCAUUCCGCCACCUCACGCGCCACAGUACCCGCCCAUGACGGCCCCGCCACCGCAUCAGGCCGGUCCGUACCCGCCGCCGCAGUUCGAGCCUCACAUGCAACACGCGGCUCCGCAGCAGCAGCCGCAGCAGCUCCAGCAGACGCAACCGCAACAGCAGCAGCAGCAACAGCUCUUCGCACAGCCGUCGGCGACGUCGAGCAGUGUUGAAAUGAUGCUGGGCGAUCUGCUCGGCGGCCAUGCGCCCGACUGGGCCACGCUGCUCACCGAGCCCGAGCCGUCGGCCAGCCACUCGGCGUGGCACCCUGCCUGGGCGCCGCAGCCGCCGCAGCCGCCGCCGAGCAGCAGUGCUGCUGGACCGCAUGCCUGAGCCUCCUUGUACUUGUCUCUCUCUCUUUCCCGCUCGUACCCCGUCGUCUGUCACCCACGCAAUGCUACCCUUCAUACCUG
This is a messenger RNA of Tilletiopsis washingtonensis, 3170 nucleotides long. RefSeq lists its product as hypothetical. The record is from RefSeq and is a predicted model, not a curated record. Gene Ontology annotation, molecular function: zinc ion binding; DNA-binding transcription factor activity, RNA polymerase II-specific. The transcript is spliced from 4 exons. Lineage: Eukaryota; Fungi; Basidiomycota; Exobasidiomycetes; Entylomatales. Bases 145 to 3090 code for a protein of 981 amino acids. Gene Ontology annotation, biological process: regulation of DNA-templated transcription.